This is a messenger RNA of Jatropha curcas, 1655 nucleotides long. It is a transcript of the gene AMT2, whose product is annotated as ammonium transporter 2. Gene Ontology annotation, cellular component: plasma membrane. Gene Ontology annotation, molecular function: ammonium channel activity. The record is from RefSeq and is a predicted model, not a curated record. Gene Ontology annotation, biological process: ammonium transmembrane transport. Lineage: Eukaryota; Viridiplantae; Streptophyta; Magnoliopsida; Malpighiales; Euphorbiaceae.
GCAAAACAUACGACUCAAUAUUAUUAUUAGCCUUACAGAGAGGUAACCGUAACUCCACAGAGCAGUCUAUGGAGGCCGCCAUGAAUAUCUCGGAAGCCUACAGAGAGGUAUCUCCAGCAGUCCCUUCAUGGCUAAACAAAGGAGACAACGCAUGGCAAAUGACAGCUUCAGUUCUCGUAGCUAUCCAAAGCAUGCCGGGACUUGUUAUCCUCUACGCCAGUAUUGUCAAGAAAAAAUGGGCUGUAAACUCCGCUUUCAUGGCGCUUUACGCUUUCGCCGCCGUCCUUAUUUGCUGGGUUCUUCUCUGCUUUCGGAUGGCUUUUGGCGAUGAGCUUUUGCCUUUUUGGGGUAAAGGUGCGCCUGCUUUAGGUCAAAAGUAUCUUACAGCUAGAGCUAGAAUUCCUGAAAGUAAACAUGAAAAUGAAAACGGUGUUAUGGAGACUGUCGAGCCUUAUUACCCUAUGGCUACGCUUGUUUACUUUCAAUUCACUUUUGCUGCUAUUACACUUAUUUUGUUAGCUGGGUCUGUUCUUGGUCGCAUGAAUAUUAAAGCUUGGAUGGCUUUUGUGCCUUUGUGGCUUAUAUUUUCAUAUACAGUUGGUGCUUUUAGUCUCUGGGGCGGUGGAUUUCUUUAUCAAUGGGGUGUUAUUGAUUACUCCGGUGGCUAUGUUAUUCACCUCUCUUCAGGAAUUUCAGGCUUAACUGCAGCUUACUGGGUUGGUCCAAGGCUAAAGAGCGAUAGGGAGAGAUUUCCACCGAAUAAUGUAUUGCUGAUGCUCGCCGGAGCAGGAUUGCUGUGGAUGGGGUGGUCAGGAUUCAACGGCGGAGCACCAUAUGCAGCUAAUAUUGAUGCUUCAAUUGCAAUGUUAAAUACCAACAUAAGCGCAGCUACAAGCUUGCUUGUAUGGACAACAAUGGAUGUCUUGUUCUUCGGUAAACCUUCGGUUAUAGGAGCUGUUCAGGGUAUGAUGACAGGACUGGCUUGCAUUACUCCAGGAGCAGGGCUGGUUCAAUCUUGGGCGGCUAUUGUGAUGGGAAUGCUAUCAGGAAGCAUUCCAUGGGUCUCUAUGAUGGUUCUUCACAAAAAGUCUACUCUGCUACAGAAGGUGGAUGAUACGUUAGGUGUGUUUCACACACAUGCAGUGGCUGGGCUAUUGGGUGGGCUCCUGACAGGACUUCUAGCAGAGCCAGAGCUGUGUGAACUUGUGCUGCCAAAGAAAACAAGAGGAGCAUUUUACGGUGGAAAUGGCGGCGUUCAGUUUUUGAAGCAACUUGCUGCUGCCACUUUUAUAAUAGCAUGGAAUGUAGUUUCUACUACUUUGAUUCUCUUAGCUAUAAGGUUAUUAAUACCCUUAAGAAUGCCUGAGGGCCACCUUUUGAUCGGAGAUGAUGCUGUUCAUGGAGAGGAAGCUUAUGCUCUUUGGGGUGAUGGAGAAAAAUAUGACCCCACUAAGCAUGGUAAUAUUAAUAAUAAUAAUAAUAAUAAUAAUAUGUAUUUAUAUGGAGAGGAAAUUACACCAUCUCCUUAUGGUACUGGUGCUAGAGGUAUCACCAUUAAUUUGUGAGAGUGCAGAUGAGGUUUUCAUUUUUCAGAAAAUAUAUUUGUUGUUGUGUAUAUAUAUAGACAGGUCAAUGGAUUAUUCAUGCUUUUUAUA